AUGUCCCUUGACUUUGAUAGUGGAGCUCUACAAACUCAACAUGAAGAUGAAGACUAUGACCAAGAGGAUUAUGCAAGAGAACAAGAGUUGCAACAACUGCUGACAGACCUUCCCCAUGACAUGCUGGAGGACAGUGGAGACCAGCUCUCCAGCUAUUCGGACUGCAGUAUUCAUGAGACUGAGGAGCAAUCACAUGAGCCUGGGAAGCACGAUGGAAGAUGGAAUGAUCAUCCAUUGAUAGGUGAUCCUCAAAAUGAUUAUGAACAAGGCCCAAAUCUGUACCCUGAACAAUUCUUGUGUGACCAGCAAAAUGAUCAUAUUGAAAAACGUGGAAAGAAUUGGAAUGGCCUACAUAAUGAUGAAGAGGAGAAACAUUUAUAUGAUGUUAAAGAAGAUUACUGUGGCCAGAAUGGUCAAGAGGAUCCUGAUGAUGUGUAUCUUGGUAGAGAUGGGCUUAAUGCUCCAACUUGCUACCAACAGAACAAUGUGUAUCAUCUUCCUGAAAACUUCAGGACAUAUAAAAAUAGCCAUAAACCAGAAUUUAACAAUCAGCAAAGUAAUAUAAUAAAUUUUCCAGAUGCUCCUAAGGAACAUCUUAAGCAGUUUGUUGCAUCUGAUGUUGUCAGUGGCCAAUCUCAAGAAUCCUACAAAGUGACUUACAAACCAUACCAAAAUGGCAUUCAUCAAAAAAAUCCCAUAGUCCAAGAAGGAACCAGAAGAAAUGAAGUGUUUGAAGAUUUGCAACAUGAAUUCUUGGGCAAUGAUGAAAAUUCUUCAGAAAAUAUGCAGAUUCUUCAGCUUCAGGUUCUAAAUAAAGCAAGAGAAAGACAGCUGGAAGAACUUAAUGAAAAACUCGAAAAGAGUGCACAGCAGAUUAGGUAUUUGGAUCAUCAGCUUUUGAUGGUCAAAGAUGAGAAAGAUGGUUUGGCUGUUAGUCUUCAUGAGUCUCAAAAACUCUGUCAGAAUGGAAAAGAACGGGAAGUGCAUCUUGAAGGUCAAAUAAAGGCCCUUGAAACUCAAAUUCAGACUCUUACUACCAAGGAGGAGCAGAUGUUGAAACAGUCCAAAGUGGCAGAGGUUGCCAUGGAAAGCCUGCAGAAGCAGCUGUUAGAACUUCAGCGAUCGGACGCCCUUCAGCGAGCCAGAGAACAACACGAGGCCAUUGUUUCAGCACUCAAGCAGAAGUAUGAGAAGCAGGUGUUAUCAUUAGAGCAGAAACUUGAUACUACAAAAUCUGCACUCCGAGAGCAGCAAGAGCUUUGCAAAAAUCUAGGAGAGCAUGUUAAGCAACUGGAAAAAAUGCUGGAAGAAACCAAAUGUGAAAAAACAGAAAUAAUAAAUCGGCUGACAAGAAGCCUAGAAGAAAGUCAAAAGCAAUGUGCAAGCUUACUGCAAACAGGCUCAAUGCAGGAGACAAAUCAGUUACGGUUUCAACUGCAACAAGCUCAGUCUGCACACGUGAUAAGCAAUAACAUGAACAAAGCUUUGCAGGAAGAAUUAAUGGAACUGAAGGAAGAAAUAGCUUUGUAUGAAUCUGCUGCCAAGCUUGGAGUAUUUUUGAAUGAUGCGGGUGGAAAGCUGCAUACAGACCUGGGUGAUUCCUAUGUAGAGUUAGGAAUUAAAAAAAUGGCCGGAAAGAAACCAAGGCUCUGCAGUGCAAUACAGAACAGAGACAUGGAUAAAGACCUCUCUAAAGAUGAAAUUAUUCUAGAAUUAAAAGCUGAGCUGGAACGUUUAUUGAGCAGUAAUAAAAUGAAGAGAAACCAAAUUACUCAAUUACAAAGUGAUCUUAAAGAUUGCCAGAAGACAUUAGAGGAAUAUGAGGAGUCGUUGAAAGCAGAAAAAGCAUCAAAAGAGUCAGAGGCUGUCACAAGUCUGAAUAAGUCAGUUUCCAGUCCUUCUGUUUCUGAUAACCUUAAAGAUGAAGUUCUGAGACUCAGAAAGGCUAAUGAAACUUUGCUGCAAAAAGUCGAGAACCAUACUUUGACUAUUGAAAAAAUGAAGGAAAAUGAGGAAAACCUGAAAAGCUUAAAUCAAGAUCUCUGUUGUCAGAUGAGAAAGAUGGUUCAGGAUUUUGAUCAGGAUAAACAAGAAGCCAUUGACAGAUGUGAAAGAACUUAUCAGCAACAUCAUGAGGAUACAAAAGCACAUUUUGUGAAAGACCUGAUGGAGAGGUAUGCUGCAGAAAAACAGCAGCUUACGCAAGCGUAUGAAGAGACAGUCUCACAGUUAAAGGCUAACAUAGAGGAGCUGAACAGAGAAAUGACUGCAGUGAAGGAAUGUUACAUUGGAGUCUGUAGGGAGAAGGAUACCCUGGAAGCUACUUUAAGGCAGAAAUUUGAGCAAGAGCAGCAGCUGAGGGAAGAGAAGCUCAAGAAACAGUUACUAGAAGAAAAAGAACACUCUCUUAACCUUCUGAGGACUGAGCUUGAAGAGAAACACACCAAUUCUAUGGCAGCAGCAAAGAGGCAGUGGCUGGAAGAAAAAGAACAGCAAGUUGCAGAAGAAAUUGCAUUAGCCAAAGUUGACUGGAAGAAGGAAGAAAAAGAGGUGGAAGAUAUCUUUGCAAAAAUAGAAAGAGAAUGGCAAAGUAGGCUGGAAGAAAUGAGAAGAACUGUAGUUGAAUGUAAUGACUUCAGCAGCCAAACUGACCAAGUAGCUAUUGUGGAUGAAGCUUCAACUAGAGAAUUAGAAAGGAUUGUUGAAGACCAGAGAUUGCAAAUCCAGAAGAUUCUGAAAGAAAAUAGGGCCUCUGAAAAGGCCCUAAAAGAUUUUGAAGUAGAACUGGAAAAUAAAUACCAUCAUAAUCUUGCCAGCCAGGUAGAUGCAGCUUUAACCCAAGCUCAUGCCAAGUGGCUGCAAGAAUUAACAGACCUCAAAGAGUACAAGCUAGCUCUAGUUCUUUCCGCUGCUGAAGAGAAAUGGAAGAAAGAGUAUGAGAAUACAGAGAAAUCUGGAUCAAGAAUGAAAGAACUUGAAGAAAAGAUAAUUUAUCUCAAUAAGGAAUUGGAGAUAAAGAAAGAAGAAAUGCCUGCAGCUAUCAAAGCAGAACUAGCAAAAGCCCAUGCUCAGUGGAACAAAGAAAAGCAAAAAGAAAUUCUGCAGAUACAGGAGGAAAAUGAGAGAGGCUACCAGGCAUUCGUAGAUGAGCAUAGAAACAGAAUUAAAGAGGUCCUUGCAACAGCGAAGGAAGAUCUUGCAAAGCAGAAGAAUGUUCUCUCCAUUCAGAAAGAGGCAGAAAUAAACAUGUUACUAGACCAAAAGCAGCGAGAAUGGGAGGCUCAAGAAACAAAGAGACUGCAGGACAAAAUUAAUCAAUAUGAGGAGACGACUCUGGUUGAGCUUGAGUGCUUGUUGAGUGAAAUCCACAAAGAGCUAGUCAAGUGCAUACAUAGUAAGCAGUCUUGGAAGGAUAAGUUGUUUGAUGCUCAUGUUCAAUUAAACAGUCAACACAAAGACAAACUGAAGGCUUGCUUGCAAAAGGCCUACAGAGCCACAGUUUACACAAUUCUGGAAAAGAGAGAGCAAGAAUGGAAAGAGAAAUAUGACGAGCUAGUGAGUAAGGUAAAUAAAGAAGCAUACUCUUGCCUGCAACAUGGUGAAGGAGAAACUGGGGACGUGGCAGGGCUUCCCGUGUGCAAUGUUGGACACCAAGCAGAAGCACAAAGGAAGCUGAGGAGACGGCUGCCCUUGCAGGAAACUGGAGCAGACAAAGAUGAGAAAUGUACAAAAAGGAACCUUGGGUCUCAGGAAGAUUUUUGUUGUAAACAGUGUUGCCAGGAGCUUGAAAAAAGAGAGUCUGUGUGCCAGGACUUGAAAAGAAAGCUGGAUGUAGCCCACAACUUUCAGCUUGCUGUGAGGGAACACAAAGCUAAGUCAGAGCAAAUACAAGAAAAUGAGAAGGUUCUAGAAGGUCUAACUGCAGAAAACUCUGAGAUGAAGACUAAACUGAAAGACCUGGGAACACCACUAAGGUCAGUGUCAAAGGAAGACGUCUCAAACCCUUGUGCAUCUUGUAACUCUGUGAAAGGGCUGGAAGAAAUGCGUGCUCUGUACAUUAAAGCUGUGAGCAAGAUUAAGUGUGAUGUGCUUUGCUACAUCCAUGAAAGUAAGGAGCGAGCUGCUGAAAUGAUUAAAGCUGAGGUUUCAAGAGAGCGUCAAGAAACGGCACGGAAAAUGCGCAAAUACUAUCUGACGUGUCUUCAACAGCUGCUUACUGAUAAUGGGAACCAUGAAGGGGCUGAAAAGAAAAUAAUGAAUGCUGCCAGUAAGCUUGCUACAAUGGCUAAAGGACUUGAAACACCUCUUCAACACGUUCCCCAAAGCAAGUCUACCCGCUCGGCUCUGCUGUUCCAUUCUGACCUACCACCUGGAGCUGAGUAUUCAAAAAGAGAUCGCAUGCUUCAGACUAGGCCGCAUCGCGUGAAGAGCAAAUCAAGUGGUGAAGGCAUUACUGAAAAAGCCAGUGAUCAGCUUGUCCAGAAACGUGUACCGCACAACUUGAGGCAGCAGUUUGAUGCAUUGCAGACAGAAAUGCAACAUAUGCUUCAUGAAACAGUGACUUCAAAUAUUCAGAAUGGGAGUAACUCUACAAAUCUGGAUGAUGCUUCAGGAGAUGCUCUGCCAGAGGUUUAUCCAAGUGAAGAUGGAAGAAGACAAAAAAAUGACUCCAUUGUAAACGUAGACAAAGGACUCUUGUGUGCUGCUAGUAAUAUGGCACAUCAGAAUGCUCCUCCAUCUGCUUUUCCAGUCACGUUAGAGUAUAUGCAUGCACCCAGCUUUACAAAUGGCCAUACCAUCUCCGGGCCAACUCAUCGUAUGCCUAGGAGCAAGAACGAAAGAACCGUCUUGAAAGAGGAUAAAUGUAUGCAGUCAUGUGGAAAAUGGAAAACUAAAUCUAAAAUAACUCAGGAAUUUGAUUUCCAGGAAACUCCAGAAAGAGAUGAUGGAAGCUGCAGUGAACGGAGUUCUGCGAAUGGGAGCCUGCAGCUGGAUUGUAGUGAUAGGCCUCUCUUGUAUCCUGAACAAAAGGCCAGUACUAGUGGACAAGCACAGACUGCAUACUGUGAAGAGUUUCUUCAUGUCAGGUCAUCUUCCCCUGCAGAUGAAAACGUGACUUCUUGGAGAGAGAUUUCUAAUGGCAAGAUUCUCAGCAGAAAAAGCAACGCUAAAGUUUCCAGUAGAAGCCACCUGAUAACAAACCCAGAGCAUACUCCGUUCCUCAACUCUGACAAAUCAAAUUCUGCUGUCACACAGCUGAAUGCAUCAACAGAUUCAAAUGUAGAAAAAUGCUGCAACAAAUGCUUGGAAAAAAGUGGUGUGGGAUCCCCAGGUUCUUCAGCAAGAUACUGUUUUUAA
Molecule: messenger RNA, 5358 nt
Organism: Merops nubicus (carmine bee-eater)
Lineage: Eukaryota; Metazoa; Chordata; Aves; Coraciiformes; Meropidae
Gene: CEP152
Product: centrosomal protein 152kDa
Biological process (GO): centriole replication
Cellular component (GO): centrosome
Source: RefSeq, a predicted model, not a curated record